AAGGGUAAAGGUCAUUGACCUACAAAUGGAAGGAUGUUUCUGCACAUAAUGUAAAUUUAGUCAUCGGGUUUUAAAACACGAUAUGCUCCAAACUGUUACUCCCUCUGGUCAUAAUUGCUCAAUUUUUUGACGAAAACAAUCGCUACGAAAGCCCAUCUUCUCUCCUUUCUUCAGAAGCCCGACGGGUCUGGCCCGCCUGUAUGCACAAACUGAAUUUAUGUUCUUGAGAAAAUAGCACUAGCAGCAAGAUCAGAAACAUGCUUGCGGCGUUGAACAGGUUUUUGGACUGGCUGAAAAGCCUGUUUUGGAAAGAAGAGAUGGAGUUGACAUUAGUUGGGCUUCAGUACUCGGGAAAGACAACAUUUGUGAAUGUUAUAUCGUCUGGUCAGUUCAAUGAAGACAUGAUCCCAACAGUAGGCUUUAACAUGAGGAAACUGACCAAGGGAAAUGUCACAAUCAAGUUGUGGGACAUUGGAGGCCAGCCCAGAUUCAGAAGCAUGUGGGAAAGAUACUGCAGAGGGGUCAACUGUAUUGUAUACAUGGUAGAUGCGGCAGACCAUGACAAACUGGAAGCUUCCACGAACGAGUUGCAUAAUCUCCUGGACAAGCCACAGUUACAAGGAAUUCCAGUAUUAGUGCUGGGCAACAAGCGAGACUUGCCCAAUGCCCUGGACGAGAAACAGCUGAUUGAGAAGAUGAAUCUCUCAGCCAUUCAAGACAGAGAGAUCUGUUGCUACUCCAUCUCAUGUAAAGAGAAAGAAAACAUAGACAUAACACUGCAAUGGUUGAUACAACAUUCCAAGUCAGGGGGCAGUCACUAGCACCAUAGAAGGGGUCAAGUACAGAGGUCGCGGGUCAAGGGUCAACAAAGACUCCAGUAACUUUAACAUAGGUAUUUCAUUGUACAUAAUCCUCCAUCUUGUAUGUAUACAUACCGAAUAGGUCAAGAUCAUUUACUUGGACGUUUCAAGGCUCUAGUUAAUUGCUGUCAUACGAUCUCAGUCCAACAUAUGGUUUAUUAAAUGUGUUUGAUAAAAAUCGUAAUUUCAAUCCAUGAAAAGAAAAGGACUAUCAGGUAUCUGCAUGUAUAUUUUAUUUGGCACCAAAUAAGUGCAAAGCCAGUGGUGCUUGUAGAAAAUUAAGUCUGGUAGCUAUCACCUGUGCACAGCAAUCGGUGUUUACUGCUUGGUCUUGCUAAGGGAGCCAGACUAAGGUGACAGUGUCAGAUAUGUUUUAAUAAUCCUGAACAUCUCAACUUGUAACCAUGAACAUUUGUCCAAAUUCUUUCGAUUUGCCGUACGACAGCAAUUAAAAUUUGCCUUCAGCACACCAAAAGCCUAUUAUUUUGGGCCAAGUUGGUGUCUUGAAAAUACCUAAUGCCAUCUUUCAGAUUUUAUGCCGUUAAAACAAAAGUAUAUGUUUAAUUUUUGGCUAAGCAUUUAAAUAUUCUUUGUAUCGAUUCCAAGCCUAAAAAGGUUUUGAUUUAGUUAACACCAUUUGAUAUAAGGGAAAGUUUUGUACAUUGUGUGCAUGAUGUAAUUUACGUUGCCACUAAAAAAAAAACACAGCACACUGUUAUUUUUUUCUUCUGAAUUUCAAUUUUGUUUAAAAUUCAUUUAUUCUGUGGAAAACAGCUUUAGGGUAAAGAAUAUUGACAAAAGGACAAUUUAUCAUAAUUGCUUCAUUUUUGAGUUGCAUAUGAUGCAGCUGUUGGGAGCUACGGUUUCUGGUUUUUGUCAUUGACAAACCCAGUAGAUAUCCAAAGCUGUAUACAAACACUCUGUUUCAGACAUUCAGUAUUGGGAUGUGCCCUUCACCAACGUAUUUCUAUAAACGCUGUACACUCGGUGUUGUCCCGAAAAAAAACUGGAGUAAGCACAAGGUCGUGGGUUCGAGUCCCACCGGACUGAUGUUUUAACGCAAUCACUCGGGACAACACUGAGAAUACAUUUUUUAGUGUGCUUAAAGCGCUCGCCUCUCACCACUGUGGCCCUGGUUUGAAUCCCGACCGCGGACCAUACAUGCCAUAGGUGAGUAGAGUUGUGCGUUGGUUCUCUCCUGUGCCACAAAGCUUUUUCUUCGGACCCUCUGGGUUUUCCUCCCUCCGGAAAAAAACCACUUUUGAUCUCAGGCUGUGCUCAGUGGUCAUUUAUGGGUCGAUGUGGCUGGCUGCCAGAGAUGACAUUACAUGCCAGCGGCUCGACCACGUAGCCACGUCCUUUGCAAUUCAGCUUCUCAGCGGUGAGUAAGGAUGAUUAGCCUCUGAAAUCAUUAUUAUUAAUAUUAUAUACAUCACCCCGACGCAAAUUCCAUCUCAUGAAUAGUUUGGUUGCAGUACCCGUUGCUAUUUCUGAUUCGAACCAGCCAGCCGGUGCCGGCAAGCUCAGUGGUAAGACGUCUGCACUAGUAAGCAGGAGGUCAUGGGUUCGAGUCCCACCCGAGUGAUUUUUUUUCUCACAUUCACUCGGGACAACACUGAGUAUACAGUGCUUAUAAAAUACGUCAAAAGAGGGCGAAACCUAUUGUUGAAUUUACAUCACCCCAACGCAAAUUCCAUCUUAUGAAUAGUUGUUUCAGACAUGGUGGUACAAGUUGUAUGGCGCCCUCACUUUGACACUUUUUGCAGUAUGUUAUAGACAUGAUACUAGUCCUUUCAUCAUAGCAAGCUGUUAUUUCGUUUAUUGCUUUCAAACAUGGAUGUUCAGUGUUUGUCUAAGACUUUGUUUGUUCAAACUUCGAUUUGUGAAUGACAUUAUGUUUGGUAUUGUUGGAAAUUAUAUGCUUCAUCAGUCAACCAGCGCUACUUUUUUUGCAGUUGUCUCAGUAGAAAAAAAACCAGAAUUUUGAACACUCUAAAUAUAUCGAUGACAUUUGCUGAUUUCUUUUUUAGGUAUAUUAACCCCACCCAUCCAGAUCCUUAAAAAUCCACCAAAACAAUUUGGAGUAUUUUGUAGGAUUUGGGAAGGUGACCGGCUUUAUGCCACUUCCAAGGGAAAAUAUAUGCCAGGUAUAGUUGAGUUACUAGAAUAAUGGUUGGUCUUGGAAGUUUAAGAAAGGGUUGUAGUAAAAAUGUGAAAGAGUAUUAAAGGUUUUUUUUUUUACCUCUGUGUCUGGGCUGAGAGUUGCUGAGACAAAGGCAAAUUAAAGGUUCUGCAUUCUGAGGGAACAGUUUAAGAUUGGAGUUAUCUCUUUAAAAUUGGGAUAAGUUGGAGAAAAGGAAUGUGUCUAUGAUCCCAUUGUAGAAUUCUGAACAAUUGACCUGGUAUCUUUCCACCACAAUGAAGUUAUUGAAGUAAAUAGAGCAUGUAUUAAUGAUAACAUUAUUGCAGGAAGAUUCAAGGGAAGUUGUUCAGAAUCAUGCAGCAAAUAACCAACACAAUCGGCCUGUUGGGUAUCAACUCUUUCGCAACUUAUACCUGAUAUAUAUAAUUAGUUGACUCUUUUAUAAAAAGGGAAAACUGUCUGAAAGUUCCAAAGAGAUGGUAAAGUUUCUCUCUUUGUAUCAUGUGAUUUCCAGAUUUCUCUUCUCCUGACAAUGCCCUUUAAGCAGAACACUAUCAGGAGACAUUGUGAGGAAUUUCCAAAUACAUGUGCUUUCUUUUGAAAUACAUAAUGUGAAAUGAAAUGUGAGAUCUUGAAAUUGAUAUUAACAAGUGUUGAAUAGCAACAGAAAUGUAACCUUCACCAUUUUUAUGAAGAUAAGUUUAUAGGUUGCAGAACAAAGUUAGAAGCAAUAGGUCUUUUUGUGUCUUCACUGAUUUGUGCAUAAAAGUUACACUGUUAUUUGUUUGGAUGUGAUCUAUAGGCUUACGCAAUGUGUAAAAUGUCUCUGCUGUUAAUUUGUGUUGCAGCAAUUAUACGUACCUUCUCUGUCACGAAAAUAUGUGUGUAAAAAUACAAACAGCUGUAGGUAAAGAAAACAGAUUUUCAUUCAAUAAGCAUUCAAUAAGUUGGCAAAGCCUACCAUUUUGGACAACGGUGUAAGAGCUGUUGCAAUAUUCUACCACUCUUUCCAUACAUAAGUCCAAAUCGCCCUUAAUUCAAGUAAAUGCUGUAGUUCAUUCGUGCGUUCAGCUAUUUCAUUAGCCAUGUUGCUUACGCUUGCUCACAACAAACUGUUGACCAAAAAGAUCGCUAAAGUUGGCUUUUCCCAAAAAAAAUACAGUAUUCCUGCAUGUUUACUUUUUAUUUCAAAAGUAAAUGGGAAGCUAGCGUGAAACACUGUCGGGCACCAAGUCGAAAUGUUGGGAAGGAUUGGGUUAGAUUUUUUUCAUAUUAACUGGUUGGAUAUACAUAAACAUGUACAAGUGUAUAUACUUCACAGACCUUUUGUAUGAUCUGUUUUUCUCUUCAUUUACAUCACAAUGUGUCAAUGAUAGAUCUGUAGUCAGUGAGUUUUUAGUUUAGUCAAAUGUUUCCUCGACAGUGGUCAAAAUCACACGAAAGGCCAAAACCCCUAUUGAAUACAUUAUGGAAUAGAUUAGCAUUCGGUCAGUGGAUUACCAUAAGUGAGUACAUAAUGUGAUUGAGAUGGUAUUAUUUUAUACACAUUUAUAUUAUACAUGUAUAGCUCGCGGAAUAGUAGAAUAAAGUAAGCUUCUGGUAUGGUGAUGUGUAAGCAGUCGAUUUCCCUUUAUUUUAUCAAAAUUCAAUUGAUGAAAUUGCCAGUUGCUUUAUUUUGUUAAACAAUGUCAUUGUGAAUUAUAAGGGGUGUCCCCCAAAAAGCUGAGCAAGCAGGUAUCAUUAAAUGUCUCAAAAACUACUUAACAUGAGUAUUUCAUCUUGAUGGAGCAUAUUAAUUAUACACUUGUGUAUAAUUAGUGAAAAUGCCAUGGAAAUGCGUUCAUGCAGACCAGAGAUUUAUAAUAGAUUGUAAAAGGCUAUGGGUUUUUCACCCAUUCCAAUGGGAUGUGCGCAGUCAGAGAUAUCAGUGCAUCGGAUGGCUAUGGGCAUUUUAAUUUAACUGUGUAAAUCCCAUCCCAUUGGAAUGGGUGAAAAACCCAUAGCCUUUUACGAUCUGUUAGAUGUCUGGUUUGCAUGAACGGAUUUCCAUGGCAUUUUUACUGAAUAUACACAGAAUAUCAGAAAUGUCUCCUUCAAGAUGAAAUAAUCAUGUUAGUUGUUUUGAGAAAUUAUAGGAAAUCUGCUUGCACAACUUUUCUGGGAUACCUUGUAUUUACAGUCUUUAAAAUUACUAAUAUGCAUUUCUUUUUUGAAAUAUGAAAUUCUCUAAUACCAGCCCAGAUGUUGAAUUUUUUUUUUAUUGUCAAAUAAAGCAGAGAGGGAAUGGACUAGGUGGAUAUAAUUCUAAAGUUGAAGAGUGAGAAAUUGACUGGAUCGAGGGUUAGUAUGUUUCCAAAUUUACGUAAUGUCCCGGCUUUUGCAAUAAUUAUCCCAUUUCUUUGCUCAGAGAUACAUUUGUAACGUUUUGUUCAAUUGACUGUUAUUUCAUGAAUUGGUGAAUCUUAUUAUUUCAUGAGAUGGCUGUCAUUGAAAAAGCUUAUUAUUGAAGUAUACUUGUUGACAUACCAAUAAAGUAAACUGGAAGACUCGGACCCAUUAGUAUGUGUCAAGUUGGAUUCGGACUUUAUACUUUCACCUUAACGCAUAAACGAAUGGCGAAUGUUGGGGAAAUGAAAGAUUACUCUACUUUAGUAGAAUUAUAUGUAAAAUGUGUAUGUGUUGAAGCUCUUAUCCCGGUGUUUUAUUAAGUACAUUUUCGCAGUUGAAUCGAGGGUACAUUGAGUGUAAAAAAAAGUCCUUUCGAUUUUGAAAAACAAACACUUAUUUUUGUCGGCGUUUUGUUAUUUUUUGUGCGAUUACAAAACUUUUUGUUAUAUCUGGGCUUGAAUAACAUUGAAUUCUGUUUUUCUUUUUUAGAUACUACUCUAUUAAAAAGACCAGAAUACCUGUA
This is a messenger RNA of Patiria miniata (bat star), 5914 nucleotides long. RefSeq names its product ADP-ribosylation factor-like protein 8B-A. Lineage: Eukaryota; Metazoa; Echinodermata; Asteroidea; Valvatida; Asterinidae. The record is from RefSeq and is a predicted model, not a curated record. Gene Ontology annotation, biological process: anterograde axonal transport; protein transport. Bases 258 to 821 code for a protein of 187 amino acids. Gene Ontology annotation, molecular function: GTP binding; GTPase activity. The transcript has 6 exons. Gene Ontology annotation, cellular component: lysosomal membrane.